This is a messenger RNA of Mitosporidium daphniae, 825 nucleotides long. RefSeq lists its product as uncharacterized. Gene Ontology annotation, molecular function: protein dimerization activity. Lineage: Eukaryota; Fungi; Microsporidia. The transcript has a single exon. The record is from RefSeq and is a predicted model, not a curated record. The coding region runs from base 1 to 825 and encodes 274 amino acids.
AUGAAUUGCCCUGCAUUUGCUGUUUUGGGACCUUCAGGUUCUAUGCUCAUGAAUUUGUGGCUAGAAGAGCUAACGACAAUUCCUGAUUUUGUAUCUAUCAACAGAGCAUUAGAAGCCCCGUGCCUCUCCCAUUCAGCGAUUCCAAUUCAAACUGUUCGAUCCUUGAAUGUUUCAAAUGCCUAUCACCACCAUCAGCACCAGCAUCGCGAUAAACUUCCAUUUGAAAGAGACUUUGAGAGGCAAGCUUCCAGUGUUUCUACGGAAACAUAUUCAUAUGUCGGAUUUUCUCCAUGCAGGCCGAACCCUGCAGAAACCCGCCAAUCUGACCACCCUGCAUCAAGUUUGAGCGCACUGCACUGCUACCCUAAAUCCCAGUACUCCCCAUAUGUACUUACAAAUAGAUCCGAGAAUACCAACACGUCAUAUCCUGAUAAUUGUACAUAUAAGCGACGUGAAGAGCCAUCGCCCACUUAUGAAGGCCAUCCAACAGCACUUGACAUCCAUUCGCCGCCAAAGUAUCAAUUUAUGCUCUCCGAAGAAAGCCGCGAACCCGCACUUGUAUUUAAACCCGGAAAGAAAUCUCCGAUGACAUCUUUAGAAAAGAAACAGAGACAUCUGCAGUCUGAACAAAAAAGACGGUCCAACUUCAGAACUGCCAUGUUUACUCUUCGCUCGCUGCUACCACAGGGCCUGGACAGGCAAUUUCAAAUGAGCCACAGAGAAGUACUAAGAUCUGCAAUUCUGCUAAUGAAGGGACUUCAAGAACACAAUGCAAAGUUGAAAAGAAAACUGGCUCGCUGUGCAGCCAAUGCAGCGCUACAAUAA